Dermacentor silvarum is the source of this 2005-nucleotide messenger RNA. RefSeq names its product beta-galactosidase-like. Gene Ontology annotation, cellular component: vacuole. The record is from RefSeq and is a predicted model, not a curated record. Gene Ontology annotation, molecular function: beta-galactosidase activity. Gene Ontology annotation, biological process: carbohydrate metabolic process. Lineage: Eukaryota; Metazoa; Arthropoda; Arachnida; Ixodida; Ixodidae.
AUGGCUGGUCUUAAUUUCGCUUUGGUUUGCUCUUUCCGUGCGCAGACAGCAAGGUCCUUCGUCAUUGACUAUGAAAGUAACUGCUUCCGGAAAGACGGCGAGCCCUUCCAAAUCGUGGCCGGUUCUAUUCAUUCUUUCCGGAUUCUUCCGGAGCAGUGGGAGGAGAGGCUGGCGACUAUGAGGGCGGCUGGACUUAAUGCCAUACAGACCUACAUCGAGUGGAGCAGUCACGAGCCCGAGGAAGGCCGCUUCGACUUCGAGGGGCAGCAGAACAUUGUUCGUUUCUUGAAGCUGGCCCAAAAGGACCUGCUCGUUCUCCUGAGGCCAGGCCCUUAUAUCGACGCCGAGAGGGACAUGGGCGGUCUCCCGUACUGGCUGCUGUCAGUGAACGCGUCCAUUGGACUCCGUACAAGCGAUGCGCAGUUCAUCGAGUACGUGGACCGAUACUUCUCCACGCUGCUUCCGCUACUGCGACCUCUUGUGUAUUCGAACGGAGGACCGAUCGUGGCCGUACAGGUGGAGAACGAGUACGGCAGCUACCACGUCUGUGAUACAGCGUACAUGGUGCAUCUGAGAGACCUGUUGCGGCGCUACUUGGGUCACGACGUCGUGCUCUACACCGUCGACAAUGCCAUCGACAAAAUGCUUCAAUGUGGAAAAGUAGACGGCGCUCACGCCACGGUUGAUUUCGGCACAGGUGGGUCUUCGGCUCUAUCGUUCAUGAUGCAGCGUCUCCACCAGGAGCGGGGUCCGCUUCUAAACGCCGAGUUCUACACGGGCUGGCUCGAUCACUGGGCGCAACCGCACCACGUGAUCAACACGAGUGCCGUGGCGCGUCACUUGGACAAGAUGCUCGGCAUGAACGCUUCAGUCAGCAUGUAUAUGUUUCACGGAGGCACGUCGUUUGGAUUCAAGUCGGGUGCGAACGAAGAUUGUGGCUAUGAGCCGACGCCCACGAGCUAUGACUAUGACGCGCCCAUGACGGAAGCCGGUGACCCAACGGACAAGUUUGUAGUUAUCCGCGCAGUCAUCUCAAAGCACCUUUCUUUGCCGUCAGUACCUGUGCCCAGACCCAAGACGAAGAUGGCACUGCCGCCAAUAGAACUAAAGCACAUGUUCGGCCUCAGCGAGCUGCGAGAAAUGUACGCGCACGUCACAACCACAUCGGAAAUCCCUCUGUCAUUUGAACGAAUCAGACAAACGUACCAGGGCCUGCUUUCACGCAUGGACGACGUGUACGAGACGAUGAUCUCUGUGACCAGAGGCCAGAGGCUGACGGUGCUGGUCGAAAGCCAGGGCAGGAACGCUUUCGGCAAUCUCAACGAUGUCAAGGGCAUUACAUCCAACGUAACGCUGUCCGGCGUCGUGCUGACUCACUGGAACAUGACACCGAUCGAUGACCGCGAGCAUCUCAAAAAGCAGGGAGAAUUUUUUGGAAAGGCCGCUCAGGUGGCGUCAAAGUCACGACCAGUGCCAACGGCAGGCUUCGGAGUCUACAAAGCCGAGUUCGCAUUGUUGUUGCAGCCUCCGCUGGACAGCUUUCUCAGACUGGACAAUUGGAGAAAGGGCAGCGCCUACCUCAACGGUUUCAACCUGGGUCGCUACUGGACUCCUAUGGGCCCGCAGAAGGCCCUCUACGUUCCUUCGGUAUUAUUCAAGCCCAAAAAUAUUCUCAACGUCGUCGAGCUUGAGCAGGCGCCGUGUGGGGACGAUUCCAAUCUUUGCACCGCGCGAUUCGUGGACACGCCGGAAAUCAACAGUGCUGUGCCGAUGCACCUCACCGCUUACAAUUGCACCCCAUAAGCAGCUCCAUAGCGAAUUACUAAGGUGGCACGGUCACUGCACGUACUUAUUACGGGUGCCGUCUACUAUGAUAAAUGUUUUUACCAGUGCAAUGUAUUUUCGUGAAAACCAUUGGAAAAUGUUGUAAUUUAAAAUAUAGAUUGCGGUAAUGAUGUGAAAUUAAAUUCGAGAUUUAGUUGCUCUAAACUGCAUGGCUCUAGAA